Molecule: messenger RNA, 2383 nt
Organism: Dunckerocampus dactyliophorus (ringed pipefish)
Lineage: Eukaryota; Metazoa; Chordata; Actinopteri; Syngnathiformes; Syngnathidae
Gene: rnmt
Product: RNA (guanine-7-) methyltransferase
Exons: 2
Coding region: 42-1154 (370 amino acids)
Biological process (GO): 7-methylguanosine mRNA capping
Cellular component (GO): nucleus
Molecular function (GO): mRNA 5'-cap (guanine-N7-)-methyltransferase activity
Source: RefSeq, a predicted model, not a curated record
AGCACGCAUGCGUAUUGUGUUAAAAACAACAAUCGUUGAAUAUGGACGGCACAAAGGAACAAGAAGCUAUUUCGUGUGAAAAGCCCAAAGGGAAGAGGACGUACGAUGAAGACGACGAGUCCCCUUCGACGAAAAAGAAACUGGUGGUUGACCACAACACAAACGUGGCCAACCACUACAACCAACUGCAAGAAGUCGGCCUGGCCGCUCGCAGCAACAGCCGCAUCUUCUUCAUGAGGAACUUCAACAACUGGGUCAAGAGCGUCCUCAUCGGGGAGACUCUGGACAAAUUGCGCGGGGAGGGCCAACGCCAUGUGUCCGUGUUGGACCUGGGCUGCGGCAAAGGAGGGGACCUACUCAAGUGGCGGAAAGGCGGCAUCGGCCACCUGGUUUGUGCGGACAUCGCCGGCGUGUCUGUGGAGCAGUGCCAGAGUCGCUACGAGGACAUGAGGAGGAAGAGCCACGUGAACGAGAAGAUCUUCAGCGCUCAGUUCAUCACCGCCGACUGCACCAAGGAGGUCCUGUCUGAGAAGUUUGACCGACCCGACCUGAUGUUUGACAUAUGCAGCUGCCAAUUUGUCUACCACUACUCGUUUGAGAGCGAGACCAAGGCUGACAUGAUGCUGAGGAACGCCUGUGAGAGGCUCAAACCCGGAGGCUUCUUCAUCGGGACCACACCAGAUGCCUACGAGCUGGUGAAGCGUCUGGAGGCAUCCGACUCGCUCUCCUUCGGCAACGAGGUCUUCAAGGUGUCCUUCCAGGCCCGAGGCGACUACCCGCUCUUCGGCUGCCAGUACCACUUCAGUCUGGAGGAGGUGGUCAACGUCCCGGAGUUCCUCGUCUACUUCCCCCUGCUGGAGCGCAUGGCCCUGCGCUACGGCAUGCGCUUGGUGUCCAAGCAGAGGUUCUCUGAGUUCUUCAAGGAGAAGGUCAAGCACAGCCAUCACCGCAGCCUCAUGAUGAAGAUGUCCUCGCUGGAGACGUUCCCCUGCGAAGACGUAGGGAGGCAGGCGUCCGACGGGCAAGACGAGUACCGCCACGCUCGGGAGCACUGCGACAGAGCGGGUUCCGGGACACGGCUGGGAACGCUCAGCAGGUCCGAGUGGGAAGCGGCCAGCAUUUACCUGCUGUUUGUCUUCCAGAAGAUGUCCUGAUGAUGACAAACGUGGACGCUUGCAUACUACAACUCCCAGAAUGCACUGCGUGUUUGCGAAAGACCUUUUCCUCGAUGGACAACUCCUGUACGACUGAGAGCCUACACAGACCCUUUUGCAGUGGAGUUGAUCCAAGCUUUAUAGUUCUCUGCAUCCAAGAUUUGAUCAAGACUACAUCUUCCCCAUCAAGGUCCUACACUGCUGCUUUAUCUUCUUCAAAGGAAGAGCAUCCACCAUGCAACCAUCUGUUUUUGCUAAUACUGUAAGCUAAUUAUAUUUUAUCAUUAUUAUUAUCAGUAAUGGUAAUGUGGCGCCCCUUUGAUCACAUGGUCAUUUAACAACAUAUAUUGUACAACACACAGCAGCAACAGAGCCAAUGUUGUAAUAGCGGUAAGGUACAAACUGCUCAGCCGGCAUUGAUGGCGCCGAUGACUUCAUUUGUAAACAACGGCCAUGCCACCAUCCUAUAGGUAGAACAAAGUGCUGGAGGCAGACUGCUCGUGCUACUUGAACUGCAGCUACUGCCAUCUUAUGGCGUUAAACAGUUCAUAAGGAGAUUGCCUACAGCCACAGCUGCCAGUGCUUUUUUUUUUUCUUUUUUUUUUUUUUUACCUAAUUCAAUAUCCGGUGGUGGUUUUGCUUUUGUAUACCACACACCAGGCGAUGAUGGGAGCUAAAUGAAGCAUUAAGUGGAGCAUUUACAGUCUACUGAAGUCAUUCCUGUUUGCUAGCUGUGCCGAUGCUAUCGUAAAUAAUAAUAUAUAAGAAAUUAUAUGGGAUUAAAUAUGUCCGGAAAAAAGAAUCCGAUUUUGGAGCUGCAUGCUUUCCAGUAGACAGCAUUCAUGUUAUUUAACAUCCUCGUGAGACCUUCAGAUGAAGAAAGAUGCGUGUAUGUCAUAAAGCAAUACACUGGGGAGAUUUAUUUUUUGUGGUUGCAGUUUGUGCAUUUACAUAAUGUGGUGCAUUUGCGACACAUUCAAUGUUAUACGUGUAUUCUGUUGUCACGAAUAGCAUUAAAAAUGAAAAUAAAAUUGCAUUCAUACAUUUUUGUCCUAUGAGGAAAGCUUGAAAAACAUGUUUCGAUUUCCUGUAAUUCAGAUAGUUUAAAUUUUAUUUGUAAUUUUUUUUACAAUAAAGAGUUAAACUAGAUUUCAUUAAUAUUUUUGUCAGCAGUAUUUUUACUUUGAAGAAAAUGUUCCUCGACAAAGUAAAUUUGGGAAUUUGUGAAA